Anthonomus grandis grandis is the source of this 1695-nucleotide messenger RNA. It is a transcript of the gene Sqor, whose product is annotated as sulfide:quinone oxidoreductase, mitochondrial. The transcript is spliced from 6 exons. NCBI's taxonomy places the organism in Eukaryota, Metazoa, Arthropoda, Insecta, Coleoptera, Curculionidae. Gene Ontology annotation, cellular component: mitochondrion. Gene Ontology annotation, molecular function: FAD binding; sulfide:quinone oxidoreductase activity. The record is from RefSeq and is a predicted model, not a curated record. The coding region runs from base 137 to 1474 and encodes 445 amino acids.
AGGUACUGACGCAUCACAUAUGAUUAUGUUCGUUUUGUUUACCUUUGGGUGAUUUCAGUAUUUGUUUAAAUGUUCAUUUACUUCGUUUUUCCAUUAGUUAGGCAAUAUAUCAGUCUGUACAUUUCUAUGAACAAAAAUGUUGUCAGCCAGGUAUUACAUUAAAAUGUCACAAUUAAGGCACUUGCCGGCUUUAGGACGACACUUUUCCCUUACAAAGACAAGUUUUGAAAAUCAUAGCUGUAAGGUACUGGUGGUUGGUGGAGGUACUGGAGGAUGUGCAGUUACAGCUAAACUCUCCCGUAAAUUAAAAAAAACAGAUUUAAUUGUAUUAGAGCCUAGCGAAGAGCAUUAUUAUCAGCCACUUUUCACCCUUAUUGGGGCUGGAAUAGAAAACAUUGAAACAGCUAGGAAAAGUGAGAGAGCAUGUCUCACGAAAAAUUGUACCUGGUUGAAGGAUCAGGCAGCCGAGUUUGACUUAAAUAGGAAUAUAGUAAAAACAGUUCAAGGACACCAAAUCGAGUAUGAUUAUCUUAUUGUAUCUACUGGGAUUAUUCCAAGAUAUGAGAAGAUUCCUGGACUUUUGGAUGCCUUAAAAGACCGAUCGUCUGGUGUGUGCUCGAUAUAUUUGCCGAAAUAUGUAGAAAAUGUUUAUCCCACAAUGCAGAGGCUUAAUUCUGGAAAUGCGAUAUUUACAUUUCCAAAUUCACCAGUGAAAUGCCCAGGAGCACCUCAGAAAAUUUGUUACCUUACUGAAGAUUAUCUUAGACGGGAAAAUAAGCGAUCUAAAGUAAAUGUUAUAUACAAUACCUCCUUACCAGUUAUUUUUGGUGUUAAGAAAUAUGCAGAUGCCCUAUGGAAAGUUUGCAAAAGUAGAAAUAUCGCGGUAAACACGAGGACAAAUCUGGUGUCCAUAGAUCCAGUGAAAAAAGAGGCAGUUUUUGAGAAUUUGGACAAGCCCGAAGUCAAAACUAUUUUACCGUAUUCAAUGCUUCACGUUACCCCACCAAUGUCUACUGAUGAAUCAAUCAGUAACAAUAAGGAAUUAACAAAUAGCGCUGGAUUUGUAGAAGUUAAUAAAACAUCCUUGCAGCACGUACGAUUUCCAAACGUUUUUGCCAUUGGUGAUUGCAGCUCAUCGCCGAAUUCAAAAACCGCUGCUGCAGCUGCUGCUCAAGUAGAAGUGGUCUUUGAAAACCUCCAAGCAGUAAUAAAUGGUCAAAAACCAUUAGCAACAUAUGAUGGCUACGCUUCAUGUCCGCUAGUUACUGGAUAUGAUAAAUGUAUUUUGGCUGAGUUCGAUUACGACCUUAAUCCACUGGAAACAUUCCCAUUUAGUCAAGAUAAAGAGCGUUUAUCGAUGUACUUGUUGAAGAAGAAUAUAAUCCCGGCUAUAUAUUGGAGUUUGAUGAUGAACGGGCUUUGGAACGGACCCGCUAUGUUUAGAAAAAUCAUGCACCUUGGAAGAGAUAAGUGACUUCUUUAAUUUUAUUCAUUUAACUUCUAUAUAACCUUAUUUUGCGUAUUAUUACAAUGGUUUUCAACCUAAAAAUUACAUGUUCUGGCCCUUUCUUAAACUUUUAUUUUCAAACAGAGAUGCUUUUUUAAAAAUUACACACACGCAGUUAUUGUAUUUAAUAUACAAUGUAUAGAAAUAUUAUAGUUGUGUGUUAUAAAUAAAAUCAAUGUUUCCGGAAA